Molecule: messenger RNA, 1152 nt
Organism: Phyllostomus hastatus (greater spear-nosed bat)
Lineage: Eukaryota; Metazoa; Chordata; Mammalia; Chiroptera; Phyllostomidae
Gene: MPZL2
Product: myelin protein zero like 2
Exons: 6
Coding region: 194-862 (222 amino acids)
Biological process (GO): cell-cell adhesion
Cellular component (GO): membrane
Source: RefSeq, a predicted model, not a curated record
UUUCAUUCCAGCAAACUGCACCAGCCGAGCAGGAAUGAGUCACAGACACAGGCGCUCAGAUUCCCAUAGGUGAGAGACUGACUUCUCUCUCUGGGAAAAUUCGGGUGCUCACUCCUUGGGAACGGCCUUGAGAGGGUGUUGGAGCCCUCAGUCUGCCUUGUCUGGUCUCUCCGGUCAGGGCUGGGUUUCCCUCAUGUAUGGCAAGAGCCUUAUGCGUGCUGUGCUUCUUGGCAUACAGCUCACAGCUCUUUGGCCUAUAGCAGCUGUGGAAAUUUACACCUCUGGAGUGCUGGAGGCUGUUAACGGGACAGAUGUUCGGUUAAAAUGCACUUUUUCCAGCUUUGCCCCUGUAGGUGAUGCUCUGACAGUGACUUGGAAUUUCCGUCCCCAAGAUGGGGGAUCUGAGCAGUUUGUAUUCUAUUAUCAUGCGGAUCCCUUCAAACCCAUGAGUGGACGGUUCAAGGACCGGGUAGUCUGGGAUGGGAACCCUGAGCGCUAUGAUGUCUCUAUCAUCCUCUGGAAGCUGCAGUUUGAUGACAAUGGGACAUAUACCUGCCAGGUGAAGAACCCACCUGAUGUUGACGGGCUUGUAGGGGAGAUCCGGCUCAGCGUUGUGCAAACUGGUAGGUUACGCAGAGGAAACGGUUUUGUACGCUUCUCUGAGAUGUAUUUCCUGGCUCUGGCCAUUGGCUCCGCCUGUGCAUUGAUGGUCAUAAUAGUCAUUGUGGUGGUCCUCUUUCAGCAUUUCCAGAAAAAACGAUGGGCUGAAAGAGCUCAUAAAGUGGUGGAGAUAAAAUCAAAAGAAGAAGAAAGACUCAACCAAGAAAAAAAGGUUGCCGUUUAUUUAGAAGAUACAGACUAACUUUCUUAGAUGGAGGCUGAAGAUUUCUAAGAACCACAACCCUGGGAUAAGUUGAAGUUGAUGGAAGCUUUUCUUUGUCUUUUUUCAGUUGUGACCCAUCUUCUAACCAGCUCUACAGUACCUAUCCACCUAGACAAGCAAUACCCCUCUGGAGCCAGCACAGGGCCACUCGUGAGCAGAUACCUCCAGACUCACAUCCAGGCUUAUUACUAAGGAUUUAUUUAAUUUUAGAGUGCAAAUAAUUUCAAAUUAGCUUUUGUAUAUUAUAAAGCAACAUUUUUGCCCUUAAA